Molecule: messenger RNA, 3650 nt
Organism: Sorex araneus (European shrew)
Lineage: Eukaryota; Metazoa; Chordata; Mammalia; Eulipotyphla; Soricidae
Gene: SLC16A9
Product: solute carrier family 16 member 9
Exons: 6
Coding region: 478-2007 (509 amino acids)
Biological process (GO): monocarboxylic acid transport; transmembrane transport
Molecular function (GO): monocarboxylic acid transmembrane transporter activity
Source: RefSeq, a predicted model, not a curated record
GCUGUUUUCUCCGGGCUCGCCGCCAGCUCCGUCCCCGGCCCGGGCCAGGAGGGCGCCCGCAGGCCCCGGGCGCCGGGGCGGACGCGAGACGCGGCUCCCACUCUGCCCGGGCCCGGCCGGCGGCGGGGCCCGAGAGCCGGCGCAGCGCCCCCACCGCCCGGCCGCCGCCGCCUCCCCCGCCGCAACCGGUUCAGACUGGCCGGAGUGGCCGGCCAAGAGGAGGGAGGAUCCCCCCGGAGGAACUCACUGCUCUGGGGGGCCGGGGGCGGGGGAGGAGAAGGUGGAGCGGCGCGUAGCGGGACUCGUUGGCCAACAUUCGGCGGCGAGCGGCGGCCGCGCUCAAAUAGCCGCUUGCCCCGGGCGGCGGCGGACCCGGCGCCCGCGGUUCCCCCCGCGCCCGCCGCUGCGCCCCGGAGACCCCGCCGAGGCCGGCGACUCAGGACCUACAGAGAAGCAUCUCCUUGAUUUCACCUUACAAUGGAAUUUAAGAAGUCACCUGAUGGUGGAUGGGGCUGGGUGAUCGUGCUAGUCUCCUUCUUUACUCAGUUUUUAUGCUAUGGAUCUCCAUUAGCUGUUGGUGUCUUGUACAUAGAAUGGCUCGACGCCUUCGGUGAAGGUAAAGGGAAGACAGCGUGGGUCGGAUCCCUUGCAAGUGGAGUCGGCUUGCUUGCAAGUCCUAUCUGCAGCCUCUGUGUCUCAUCUUUUGGAGCAAGACCUGUGACGAUCUUCAGUGGUUUCAUGGUGGCUGGUGGGCUGAUGUUGAGCAGUUUUGCCCCCAAUAUCUACUUUCUAUUUUUUUCCUAUGGCAUUGUUGUUGGUCUUGGAUGUGGUUUAUUAUACACAGCAACAGUGACUAUUACCUGCCAGUAUUUUGACAGCCGCAGAGGUCUUGCACUUGGAUUAAUUUCAACAGGUUCAAGUGUUGGACUUUUUAUCUAUGCCGCUCUGCAGAGGCUACUGAUUGAGUUCUAUGGACUGGAUGGAUGCCUGCUGAUUGUGGGGGCAUUAGCUUUAAAUAUUUUAGCUUGUGGCAGUCUAAUGAGGCCCCUUCAGACCUCUGAUUGUCCUUUGCCUGAAAAAUCAGUUCUGGAAAACGUACCAGAUAGAUAUGCCAUGUACAGCGAGAAGGAAAAGAACCUGGAAGAGAACAUAAAUAUCCUAGAAAAGAGGUAUUUCAGUGAGGAAAUGUGCAAGAACUCAUUGGCCUCUGGUGACUGGAAACAAGAAAAUGCCCUUCAUGAAAAGCCAGCUAUGGCACACACAAAAGAGACUGAAACAUACAAAAAGAAAGUUGCAGAACAGACAUAUUUUUGCAAACAGCUUGCCAAGAGGAAAUGGCAGUUAUAUAAGAAUUACUGUGGAGAAACUGUGGCUCUUUUUAAAAACAAAGUAUUUUCAGCACUCUUCAUUGCUAUCUUUCUUUUUGACAUUGGAGGCUUUCCACCUUCAUUACUUAUGGAAGAUGUGGCAAGAAGUUCAAAUGUGAACGAAGAGGAGUUUAUUGUGCCUCUUAUUUCCAUUAUUGGCAUUAUGACAGCAGUUGGUAAACUACUUUUAGGGAUCCUGGCUGAUUUCAAGUGGAUUAAUACCUUAUAUCUUUAUGUAGCUACUUUACUCAUUAUGGGCCUGGCCUUGUGUGCAAUUCCAUUUGCAAAAACUUACGUCACCUUGGCAAUUCUUUCUGCGACCCUAGGGUUUCUGACUGGUAAUUGGUCUAUUUUCCCAUAUGUAACCACCAAGACUGUGGGAAUUGAAAAAUUGGCUCAUGCUUAUGGAAUAUUAAUGUUCUUUGCUGGACUUGGAAAUAGCCUUGGCCCACCAAUUGUUGGUUGGUUUUAUGAUUGGACCCAGACCUAUGACAUUGCGUUUUAUUUUAGUGGCUUCUGUGUCCUCCUUGGAGGUUUAAUUUUGCUGCUCACAGCUCUGCCCCCCUGGAAUGCAUGCAACAAACAACUCCCCAAGGCAGCUCAAACAGUCUUUUUGUAUAAAGUUGCCUCUAAUGUUUAGAGAAAUGUUGGAAGGCAUUACUACACUGUUUUUACAUAGAAAAAUUUCACUAUGGCUGACUCUGAAUGAAUUGCUUUAGCAUACUCUAUUCUCUGUGCACUGUAUAUAUAUGUAGCCUCUAUCUCAUGCAUUUCUGUAUGAAAUUUAUCUCUUGUUUUUUUAAAAAAGAAAUGGUUCUAUUAUGUUUUACAAAUAUUCAUGAGUUUUUGACGUUGUAAGUUUUGGCCAGCCUCUAAAGCUUUUUUUUUCUGUGUAAACAUUAAAAAAAUAUAAUAUCUCUGCAAAUUCCUACAGUUCCAUUGCCAAGCACCUAGAGGGAACUCUUCGGUUUUAAAAUUGAAGAAAGCUGCAUGAUGAGAUCUAUUAACGAGUCUCUUCUCUAUUAGGUAUACUAGUAAACAGAAGACUUCAAACCUGUUAGGAAGUGAAAGUGGUCCUGAAACAGCAUUAGGAAUUGCAGUGUAGGGCCAUAGAGAUAGCAGAGCAGGUAAGGUGCUUGCCUUGCAUGUCCUUUACUUGGGUUUGAUCCCUGAUGCUGCAUACAGGACUCUAAGCACAAGUAGGAGUGAUCUCUGAGCACAGAACCAGGAGUAAACUCCAAGUAUUGUCUGAUGCGGCCCAAAAUAAAGAAGAAAAACACAAAACAAAAGAGAAUUGCAGUAGAGGGAGUUGACCAUUUUAAAAACAGGAUAUUGUUAAAUUCACCAAUGCUUAAAUCAUAUUUUAUUUGCUGUAAUGAAGCACCCAGGUGUUUGGUGCCCAGGGAACUUGCAUUGUUUCAGUUCCUGAAGCAUUUGUUGAAAUGUAGGCAAUUUCUAAAUAGAGGAAUAUUUACUAUAGCCCGCCUUCAUGGUUGGCUGCUAUAACCUUGCUCAUUUUUGUUUGUCAGCAUCUGCUGGGCUGAUAUCUCCCAGAAAAUGCUGAUUUUACCUGCAUCCAAGCUGAAAAUGCAUAUUAAACCAUUCUGUUCUGAUAAAUGGGAAACAUCCAUUUGCUUCAAUCACAGCGGGAAUGAAUUGCAAGUCCUUGCAUGUCUUCUCAGUGAAGCAUGCAUUUACUACUAUCAGAUUUUACCGUUCUCAAAUUUUAAUUCAAAGGCAGAACUUGAAAAGUGUGUCUGUGUGUGUGUGUGAGUGAGUGUGUGUGUGUGUGUGUGUUGUGCUAGUGUAUGUGGGACAUGGGAAGGGAAAGGAUAAUAAGAAGUUGAAACCCCCAUCCAAAUUCUAAAGUCUUAAGAAAAGUGUUCCAGGAGGGAAAUCCAUGUUUAAUAAAUUAACAUUCUUUUGAUUUUUAGAUUUUACUGUGUAUGAGAAUGUCUGUGAUCACUUAAAAAUAUAAUUGCCUAAAUCCCAUUCCCAGGUUUCGGACCAAGAAUCUUUAUUUUUAACAAACUCUUCCAGUGAUUAUGAUAACACAGCCUGAAUUGAGAAUAACUGUUACAAGAUUGGCCAUAGAAAAGAAUAUAUUCUCUUAAUGUAUAAAACAAACAAAAAACCAACUAAACACACACACAUGAUAAUUAGCGACUGAAGUAAGGGUUUUUAAAAAUAAGUAACCAGGCAUGGUUCUUUAAAUAAGAGACAGCCUUUUCAUCAUGCCAAAAUUCUAUUUUCAUUUCUUUUGAAAUAUAUGAUUAUUUUAUA